Populus nigra (black poplar) is the source of this 6352-nucleotide messenger RNA. RefSeq names its product pentatricopeptide repeat-containing protein At5g66520-like. NCBI's taxonomy places the organism in Eukaryota, Viridiplantae, Streptophyta, Magnoliopsida, Malpighiales, Salicaceae. The coding region runs from base 14 to 2011 and encodes 665 amino acids. Gene Ontology annotation, biological process: RNA modification. Gene Ontology annotation, molecular function: protein binding; zinc ion binding; RNA binding. The record is from RefSeq and is a predicted model, not a curated record. The transcript has 5 exons.
UGGCAAAGAAACUAUGUCCACAACCACAAAUCUUCCCUAUCAUCUUGCUCCCAAAGACUUCUCAACAGAAAACAAAUUCACAUCCCAACUUUCCCAGAAAACAAUCUUAGAUCUCUUGAACACCAAAAGCAGCACUUCACUUCAUCAUCUCAAGCAAGUCCAUGCUGUGGCAUUAAGGACAGGCCAUUUUCAAGACCACUAUGUAUCUGGUACCUUAGUGAAAUGUUAUGCAAAUCCUCAUUUUAGCAACUUGAAUUUUGCCUUAAAGGUCUUUGAGUAUGUCCCGAACCCUAAUGUUUUUGUGUUUAACAUUAUCAUCAAAGGUUGUUUGCAGAACAAUGAGCCAUGUAAGGCCAUAUGUUGUUAUUACAAGAUGAUGGUUGCACAUGCAAGGCCUAAUAAGUUUACUUAUCCGACAUUGUUUAAGGCUUGCACGGCUGCAGAAGCAGCUGAAGAAGGGGUGCAGGUGCAUGCUCAUGUGAUCAAACAAGGACUUAGUGGAGAUGUGCAUAUAAGAAGUGCUGGGAUCCAGAUGUAUGGAAGUUUUCGUGAAGUAGAGGGGGCAAGGAGAAUGCUAGAUGAGGAUGGGAACUCAGAUGUUAUUUGCUUUAACGCAAUGAUUGAUGGGUACUUGAAGUGUGGAGAGGUGGAAGCAGCUAAGGAGUUGUUUUGGAGCAUGGAGGAUAAGAAUGUGGGCUCUUGGAAUGUGAUGGUCAGUGGUAUGGCAAAAUGUGGCAUGAUUGAAGAAGCAAGAGAGUUGUUUAAUGAGAUGAAAGAAAAGAAUGAGAUUUCUUGGAGUGCUAUGAUUGAUGGUUAUAUCAAAGGAGGGUAUUACAAGGAAGCUUUGGAGGUUUUUAAUGUGAUGCAAAGAGAGGAAAUUAGGCCUAGGAAAUUUGUUUUGUCUAGUGUGCUAGCUGCUUGUGCAAAUGUGGGGGCUCUUGAUCAAGGAAGAUGGAUUCAUGCUUAUGUGAAUAAUAAUUCAAACUCCUUUGAUGCUGUUUUGGGUACUGCUUUGGUGGAUAUGUAUGCGAAAUGCGGGAGGCUUGAUAUGGCAUGGGAUGUUUUUGAGAAGAUGGAAAAGAAAGAGGUUUUCACUUGGAAUGCUAUGAUUUGUGGGCUAGGUAUGCAUGGUAGAGCAGAGGAUGCAAUUGACCUUUUCUUUAAGAUGCAAAAACAGAAGUUUAGGCCAAAUGGGAUAACUCUUUUGGGUGUCCUAAGUGCUUGUGCUCAUUCAGGAAUGGUAGAUGAGGGUUUAAGGAUUUUUAAUUCCAUGGAGGAAGUGUAUGGUAUAGAGCCUGGGAUGGAGCAUUAUGGGUGUGUAGUUGAUCUCCUAGGAAGAGCAGGGCUCUUAGGAGAGGCAGAGGAGGUUAUGUAUUCAAUGCCAAUGGAACCCAGUGCUGCUGUUUGGGGAGCACUUUUAGGGGCUUGUAGGAAACAUGGAGAUGUAGAAUUAGGUGAGAGAGUAGGGAAGAUUUUGCUAGAAUUGGAACCUCAAAAUAGUGGUAGAUAUGCUCUGUUAUCAAACAUCUAUGCAAGGGCUGGGAGAUGGGAUGAUGUAGCAAAUGUGAGGAAACGAAUGAAGGAAAGAGGAGUCAAGACCAGCACCGGAAUUAGCAUGAUUGACUUUGAUGGUGUUGUCCAUGAAUUCAAAAUGGGAGAUGGAUCGCAUCCGCAAAUGAAGAAUAUCUAUUUAAUGUUGAAAAAUAUGAUUAAGAGGCUAAAGAUGGAAGGUUAUUCACCGAAUACCUCUCAAGUUUUAUUUGAUAUUGAAGAGGAAGAGAAGGAAGCUGAACUGCAGUACCACAGUGAAAAACUUGCAAUUGCUUUCGGAUUGAUUAACACGAAACCAGGAACAACUAUCCAUGUAGUGAAGAAUUUAAGGAUGUGUGAGGACUGUCAUUCUGCCUUCAAGCUAAUCUCUCAAGUCUAUGAUCGGGAGAUAAUCGUGAGGGACCGCGCUCGCUACCAUCAUUUCAAGACUGGGACAUGUUCAUGCAAGGAUUUUUGGUGAGUUAUGAAAUGUCAGAAGCAUUCUUAGAGCAUCAAUGAGGAUAGGAAGCAUGUCCAGAACAGAAGUUGCGAUCCAAAGAGGGAAGUUAGCUGUCAUAGUUGUAAAUGGAGGUAGCAGUUCCAUAAUCCCGAUCCAGGACUGCCAUUGUUGUUACUAGUAGAAGGACUGCUAGUUGCAUUAUCAUUCUUGGUCUCCACCGCUGGCACUGAGCCUGUCACAGGAUAACCAUAGUUUUUCCUGCAUUGGUCUCCUUCAAAAGAAGCCUCUUAGCAUCAACUUGAAGAUGCAAGAAUGUCAGCCCUGGCACAAAUAUGACAACAGUCGACUUCAUCAUCAACCUGUGAUUAUCUAAGUAUGCAAAGUAUUAAGAUUAAAAAAUAAUUUACUUUAAACUGAAAUUAACUAAAAAAAGGUCUUUCUGACGGGUCCUUGUAUUCCUUUCUAGUUUGAUCAUUGGUUGAUUAACAUUGCUUCAAGGAAGCAAAUAUAUAGAAGAAAAACAGCUUUUGCAUAAUCAUGAUUAGUGGGAAACUAGGAUUAAAAUGUGAGCACUAUAAGUAUAAUGAAGUAGUGGAGUGAUUGCAAAUUCACAAUAUUCUGGCCUUAUUGGAGUUUGCAUUGUAGGGCUCUACUAUUAAGUGCAGCACCAAAAAACACAGUUUACUGAACUGUGUAUUUACUAGCUAGCAGUAGCAUGAUUAUUGGUUUAUGGCAAAACAUUAAGAUCAUUAAGAAUUUGAAAAAUGAAAGCAUGCAGCCUGCACAUGCUCUAGGUAAAUUGUAAUUAUGGGGUCAUAAAGUUGAUCUGAUUGCUAGGAUAAGUAAUCUAAAGGGUAACAUGGAGCUGAAAAUUGACCUUUGCUUCUGUAAAUGUAGAGAAAUCAGGUUCUCAAACUGAAACGGACCUGUUUUGGGCUAUCUGUGCUCAUCCUAGGCUACAACCCAAGUCACCAAAUAAGUACUGGGCUAACCCUAGCAUGAACCUCUUAAUCAGUCCUUAAUCCAUACCAUAAAAACAGAGUGGUCACAAAAUGAGAUUAUCUAGUAUUGUGUAGUUUUUGUUUGGUAUGGUGAUAAUUUUUAUUUUUUUAAUUAUAUUUAAAAAGUUAUUUGAUUAGUUAAAUAGCAUGUGUUUACACUCUGUCUCUUAUAAAAUGGUGUUUUAAAUUUUAGUUUUGUAAAAAUUAACUCAACUUGUUUUUUAUUCAUAGGGACAUGUUUUUUAUUUAUUUAUUUUGCAUAUAAAUAUUCAUCUUACAAUAAUUUUAACUAAGCAUAUAUAUUUUUUAAAUCUAUUUUUUAAAAUUAAUCUAUUUUUUUAAUUGUAAUUACAAAAACUUCGAUAAUACAAAAAGCACCUCAUUAUUCAAUGCCCCGUAAAUAAACAAAAAAAAAUAAAAUCAAAAGCAUUAAACCAAAACUCAUUCUGGCCCCCAAAUUUCCCUUCACGAUAAUUAACUCCAAAAAUGACCAAUUUGUCAUUAUAUACAAUAUUAUGGACCAAUUUUGUCCUAACAAAAUCCAGUAUAACUAUUAAACUAAAACAGACCACUGAGUACAUGCCACUCAAAAUCAGGAUCAGUUUAACUACCAAAAAUAUUUUUUAAAAAAUAAAAAUGAGAAGGCCAAGUCAUGACCAUGAAACUACUAUCCCCUUCUUCUGCAUCAAACCCCAGAUGGGCUCUCUUCCUUUUCACUUCUAAUCCAAAAGGGUCAGAACCCAUCUCAAACUCUACCAACUUUUUCAAUGGAGGUCAAAAAAUUUAGUCUUUAAUAGAAAAAUGGUAGUGAAGGCACGUGUGAAGGUGGAGCAUAAGAAUGAAACUGAAGUAAAAUGAACUGAGUGGGGUAAGGUAUCUGCUGUGCCUUUUGAUAUGGAUGGAGUGUUGUUCAAUAGUGAAGAGCCUUUAAGAAUGGCAGGUGUUGAUAUUUUUGCUGAGAUGUGAGUUGAAGUUACAGUGGAGGAUUUUGUGUCAUUCAUGGGCACGGGUAAUAUAUAUUUGGUUCUUCAGUUUGAGAUUUUGUGCUUUGAUACAGUGAUUAUUUCUUGUUAGAUAAUAAGUGAUUGGAUAUUUGGUUUCAAUUAGCGAGAAUUUCAAUGUUAGCAAUUCUUUUUUGUUUCUUGAAAAGAAUCCAAAUGAUGUCAUUUGAUAUUUAGAGGACUUGUUUUAUAAUGUUGUCAAUGGUUCUGUUUUUAUUUUCUGGAAUUUGGUGUUUGAGUGACAGAAAUUUGAUUGUUUGAGAUGGAAAUUUGAUGGGAAGGAGCUGUAGUUUUACUGCUGAGUUUAUUCAAUGUAUUAGUGAAGGAAACUACCUACGAGGUGUUGCAAAUGUAAAGGGUGUAAAGGGAUUCGGUCCUGAUCGAGGCGGAAAAGAAAAGGUUCUGUGAGAUAUAUCUAGAUAAGGUUUGAUUAGUGUGGAUUAUAUAUCCGAGUUUGUAAUGCAGUGUGAGUUUGUUUUGUGAUGCCCAAAGUCCUUUCACACAUUGCAGUAUGCAAAACCGAAUCCCGGAAUUGGAUUUCCAGGUGCCCUUGAACUCAUCACUCAGGUAUGAAACUGCAACAAUCCAGAAUUUGAAUAAUGAGAUUGUGUUGAGGCUACAUUAGCAUAGUGCCUCCUGUAUGACAGUGUCAAAACAAAGGCCUGAAAGUUGCUGUUGCAUCUAAUGCUGAUCACGUAUCAAAGUGGAUGCUAAUUUAGCUGCUGCUGGCUUACCAGUAUCAAUGUAGGCUUACCUAUUGUUUGUCCCAUUUGCCCGUUUCUCUAGCUCUUCGAAUAGUUUUACAAUUCCAAAUUCCAUUUUUACAUUUAGCUGAUAGUCACUGAAAUGCUCAGUGCUUUACCAUGGAAUAUGUAAUGUUGAACAAUAAUUACAUUUCAGAAUUGUAUAAUGUUGAGUGUGGAGACAAACUCACACAAUCCUAGCUUUGAUGGGAUGGAGACAAGGCUUGAAGAAAGGAGUUAACAAAGGGCUAAAAUCAUGGCUGCAAAUCAAAGGAGGAUUUGUGGUGAUUUUUUGGGAGAAAUCAUGGAUGAAAAUGGGAUGCGUGUUCCCCCAUUUUCAACUAUAAAUUGGCACCAUAUGUAUGAGCAAAGUAGAGCCAAUUGAGAGGAUAAACAGGGAGCUAGAGAGAGCUGCCUUGGCAGCAGCUUGUAGUGGCAAGCUGAGUGAGAGAGAUGGGAGUGGCGUUGAGUUUCUUUCUCCUCCGUUGUUGUGUAGUUGUAGCUUUCUCUAUACCUAAUAAUAUUGGCUUCUCUGUGGAUGCAGGCAAGUGUCCAAACCAAGUUUAAAUAUUGUAUUCAGCCUCUGGGCAAAGAUCAAAUCGAUCCUAACAAAUAAGUGGGUUUGAUGCUAUUGUGUCAACUGAUGCUUUUGAGAAUUUGAAACAAGCUCCUGCAUUUUCCUGGCUGCAUCAAAAAUCUUGAAGUUUCCUUUCAAUUAACUUGGUUUGAAAACUUUAUUUGGUUACUUCAAACUUUGGAGCUGAAAGGAGUAAAUCCGAAUCCUUGAAGCGUCACAGGAAUCAAUCAUCAGCUGACACAGAGACAAUUGAAGUUGAUGGUGGUUCAUCCAGUGAGGGCAACCUGUGUCUCAAAAUAUCAUUACCUGAAGAGUACCAUUUCUCAAAGUGCUGAUCGAUCCCUCUUGAAGGUUAGUUAUCUAGGUUCAGAAGGAACUGCAAGCCUUGAUUUCAGAAGAUCCACUGCCUCUUCUUCAAUAGGAAGAAUAAAUUGCAGGGUGUGCCUUUAUUUUUUUGCUGUGUAGUUCAGUUUGAUAGCAAAACACAAAGGUUAGCGGAUAUAUAUUUUGUGUUCCAACGAUACAUUUUUAAGGAAAUUCCAUUUAGAAAAACUCCAUGCUAAGCUUACAAUUUCCUGUUAGUUUUUCACCAAGAAAUAAUCAGUUUGAUUCAUUUUUCAGGCUCACUAUUGGAAGUAAGAUGAGGUCUGCUUAUAUCAAUCACUUGUCUGAGAUACCCUUCCAAGAAGAAGUUUCAGACUCUACUGGUCUACCCCAUCAGAAAUCACACUUGCAUAUCUUGUGAAGCCCAAAUCUUCACCGAACAACUUGCAGCUACCAGUUACCAGCUGACAGCAUUCUCAUGCACAUGCAUUGUAAGAUUUUUUGGGUACAAUUUUGUGAUAUAUUUUCCAUGAAACAUGGAAGUUGAUUGGAUGAAGCAGUUUAUCUCAGUAAAUCAAAGAAAAUGACAUUUUCAUUGGAUUCGAAGAUGUCAAUGGAUUGUCACAUGUAAAUGUUUGACAUUUUGGAAGAGAGAACAUUGAUGUAGAGAACAGAUAUCAUUGCUUUUUUUAUUGAGUUUCUUUUUCCAACCUUCA